AUGGGCUGUUCUGCAUCAUUUCCUAAUCAUACCACUCCUUGGAAAAAACCAACUUGCGCCCCAGGGGAUUUUCAAAUUGCUUCAGUUUCUUUGUCGCAUAACACCAAGAACACUUUACGAGAAUCAUGGAAACUCGUGGAACCAGUUAAAACCGAGACAGGAAAAGCCAUGUUUAUGAGGUAAGAUAAGCAAGUGAUCUCGACUCGGCGGUAGUUUCUCCUUGCGUUUAUGUAACUGAGCUUAGCAUGUGCCAAAAGAUCUUCAGUGCUGAAUUUCACUUUGUUAAUAUAAUUAAUUAUGCUGUUCAAGGAUGAAGUGGAAACAGUUUAAGUCUAUAAUGCAGAAAUCAUAUAGUGCCGACCUUUCAAAGUGGAAGCCGUUACUAAGCAGUUUAAUUUUGCUGUGGUAUAUGUUUAUAUCUAAAGCACAGGUGUAUUUUCAGCUUUAAACCCGAUGGUGAAUAUAAUUUUUAACGUUAAGGCUUUUUUAGUUCACCAUGCUAUAGCAUAUGAUAUAGCCAAUUCAUAGAUGACUCUGGUAUAGUGUUGAUUCUUUCUCGUUCUAAAAAAUUUACUCGAAUAAAAUGAAUGAAAGUAAGUCCGCGAAUCGGUUCCAUGGUUCAUUCAGGUGCCAGUAUAUUUAAAGCCGCCUGUAUUUAGUUAACACUGACGUCAGAUCACAAAACAAAAUAUUUAUUUUUAGGCUUAGUCCUUCUUUAUAUUGUCAACUUUUUCCCGCUGACUUACCAACAUAUAAUUUCUCAUAAUUUGGAUACUUUUGAAGUGAUACUAGUGUCGCAAUUAGAAUCUUAACUUAAGGUUUUGUGCACCUGGAAAAGUUCUAAUGAAUCAUUUUAAGCAGGUGUCUUCAUUGACUUGUUGUAAUAUUUUACGCUAGAGCGAAUAAUCAAAAAUGCAUCCAUAGGCUUAGUGAACUCCCACUGAAUAUUACGGGAGAAAAACGUCGAAAAACCAGACGUAAUUACUUCCUGAACGAGUAGUCUACAAGGAAAUCAAAGUAUUUUUCGACUGGUUUUGCCCGAGGGUGUUAAUACGGUUUGACCGGUAAAAAAAACAUGAAAAUGCUCAAGACACUGAAAAGUAGGAAAUGACAGUUGUUAACCAAUAUAGAUCGUUUGAUUAAACAAGGUGUGGGACUUAGGAAAAAGAAAAUAAGUGCAUGAAUAGUAAAAACAAAGUGAGGAUGUUUUGGAUUUAAUCAUAAUACACAUAUUAAAUAAUAAAUCGACAAUUGUUAACCCUUUUCGUUACUAUUUAUGAGGAUCCACAUACGGGACAUUGAGAAAACCUAGGUGACAGUACUGACGCGUAUUUCACAUUAAAGAGAGUUCCACUUUUGAAUAGCGUUAACUGCAUGUCAAUUCAGACCAGAAUUCACAAAAACUAAGGGCCUGGGCCCGGUUGCAUAAAACGUCCGUAACAACUACGGGUACACGUACGUGCACUCGUAACUUAAGUCAGUUGCAUGAAAUCACUUAAGUGGUCCACUUAGGGAAUUCACUUAAGUGGUUGCACUUACGAUUUUCGUAAGUGUUCACUUAAGUGUCGUUUAUGCAACAGAAAUUGCGGGUGUUGCAUAAAACUUCUUUUACGGGAAAAAUAGCACGUAAAUUUACGGAACCUAUGUAGGUCCCGUAUCGUUACUAUUUUUACUAAAUUUAAUGAGAUCUUUUACUGAGAAGUGAAAAAAAGUAUUUUUCUUCACGUAAUUCGUUCUAAUGCGCUUUGUUAACCUCUGAUGUACACUUUUGUGAAAAAGAAGAAGAACUAUUAUUUUCAGUAGAUAUUGAAGAAAAAUAACGGUUGCAAGCAAAUUUCAUUUUUUGAGAGGCUUAAAAGUGUUCGAAACGACUUUUAACUUUCUUUACACUCACCGAUGGUUAGCUUAAAAAAAAAGAGUGAAUCAUUAAUAAAGUACUAUAUCAAGGUUACGUGUGUCCUUAAGUGAGCCCGUAAGUUACCACGUAAAACAGAAACUUACGAGAGUGCUAAGUGUGUUCCAUGCAACACCCGUAAGUGUACCCAUAACGGAUUCGUAAGUGACCUACUUAAGUGAGCACUUAAGUGCAGGUUUUAUGCAACCGGGCCCUGUUUACUUGGAGGUGGGGUACCCCAGAUAAGUGAGGUAACCCGCUUAGGUGGGGUAACCCGCCUGUCCACACAAUCUCUCAUUUUAAUUUGAUCACGUUUACAUGAUAGAUGGGGUGACCCGCCACAUGUUACCUCACCUACCUGGGGUCCCCCACCUUCAUGUAAACAGGCCCUAAAAAAUUGACUUGUUUUAAAAUAACAAAAAGAAGUCGCUAGGGCAUAUCAUAUGAUAUCACAGCCGAAAAGACUUUGGCGGGAUUGUCACAACAUACACCACUUGGUCCAAACAGUAUCAAAAGACAGUACUGCUCAGUAGCUUUUAUUUGAAUGGUCACACCAUAGGAUUUCAUCCACAGACUCAAAAGUUAGAACCACCUUGUACAGCAUGAUAAACAGUACCACAGGAAAGUACUUCUCAGUAGCUUUCAUUUGAAUGCAAUCAUUACAUUCUACACCAAUCUAAAUCUAAGGAUGAAAUGUUUAACACAAUCUUCUUAUGUUCUUUAGACUUUUUAAGACUCAUCCAAACAUCCAAGACACGUUUCCUUCAUUUAAAGGCGUCAGUCUUGACGAACUUAUGAAUUCUCGCUCGCUCUAUCUUCAUGCCAACCGAGUCAUGGCUGUGGUAGAAAACGCCAUCUCCGCUUUAGAUGACGCUGACGAGGUUAUAGACUCUCUUACAAAUUUGGGUAAAAAACAUCAACCGUGGUCACUCACACAGGAGCACUUUAGGGUAAAUCACUUUUUUGCCGUUAUAAUACUAUUCAUUUUUACUAUUGCCCAUUUGAAAACAUUUAAUUCUUUUUUGAACGUGUUAGCCAUACAAGAAAAUCGCUCUUUUAAAAUAAUCUUUGAGUCUCGCCCCCUCUUUCGAUGCCAUUUGAUAAUAAAUUUGAAACGAAAAAUUUAUAUCAAAGGCCCAUUUCUGAUUUAUAAUCAUGUGCCCAAUGUGUGACUCACGCCUCAGCCCGAGGCCCUUAAAAGCCUUCAGAACUGGACCAUCUUUGGCCCUAGUAGACUUUCAGGCUAUUUAUAGAUACAUCUUUCGUGCCGAAAAACCCCAGCCAACCAGGAAAAGGGCAUCAUUUCCAGAAAAUGGUGGAUGGCAAAGUAUAGAAAAAUUACUUUAACCCAUACAUUGGAUAGUAGCUCAGCGUCCACCCUAGUUAAGAGUCAUCAAAAUCAAGCAAAGAACAGAUUCUAUUUAUGACAAACAAGGUAAAUGUUAGUGAGAAAAGAACAAUCUAGUUCUGUCACAAUUAUUCAAAGAAUAAGUUUCAGAGGUGCGCAAUCUCGUAAUAGCUAUUGAAGAAAGCGAUAAUGAAUCCAAAACAAUCCCACUGUUUAGUUUGACAAAAGACAUAACUUCCAGGGUGAUGAGAUCUUGCUUGAAAAGUAACUUAAAUAUUUUCGUUCUUCAAAUUCGUCAGGUUCUAGGUGAUGCACUUUUGUGGGCGUUACAGGAAAUGCUAAAUACGGAGUGCACGAACCAAGUCAUAGAAGCCUGGAAAGAGUUGUUUAAGUUCAUAACCAGACCAAUGCUGAGUGGUGUAGAAGGGGACGUCUUUUAG
This is a messenger RNA of Porites lobata, 3682 nucleotides long. The record is from the annotation of a GenBank genome assembly. NCBI's taxonomy places the organism in Eukaryota, Metazoa, Cnidaria, Anthozoa, Scleractinia, Poritidae.